This is a messenger RNA of Botrytis porri, 552 nucleotides long. RefSeq lists its product as uncharacterized. Lineage: Eukaryota; Fungi; Ascomycota; Leotiomycetes; Helotiales; Sclerotiniaceae. The record is from RefSeq and is a predicted model, not a curated record. Bases 1 to 552 code for a protein of 183 amino acids. The transcript is spliced from 2 exons.
AUGUGCACUGCCGCACGUCUUGACUUGGGACUUCCAAGUUCAUUCGAUGUCCACUUGAGCCGUCGCGCCGAGUGGAAUUCUUCACUUGAGGCGGACAUAUUUUGGCACUAUCAUCCCGAAAAGCGUAAUAUAUAUCUUCAUGCACUUCAUCAAUCAUCUAUGGAAGAUCCUGAAAAUCCUGAUUUCAUUGGAGCACAGCUCCCGCCGGUGGGUGGAGAAAGACACCCGGACCUUCAAGUCGGUAAGAGGGCAUUCAUUAUCAUGCAAAUGAACACCACCAUCACAUUCAUCGGUGCCCGACGUACAAACACGAUCAACAUAGUGUUAAGAGACGAUCCGGAUUGCGGCACAGGACUUCACUUCGUGGAUCCGACCAAUUUGACCCGUGUGGUGGCAGCCAUAUCCCAAAAGGAUCAUCUCAUAAUUGCCAGCCCUUGUUGGGGCCUUGUGAGGCGGACACAGAUCCAAAUUACCUUUUUUCUCCCACCAAAAUCAUACGAGUUGCAUGUUGUAACGGACAAAGGCGGCGUGUGCACUUGCGUGUCUGUGUGA